Messenger RNA from Rotaria sordida, 660 nucleotides. The record is from the annotation of a GenBank genome assembly. NCBI's taxonomy places the organism in Eukaryota, Metazoa, Rotifera, Eurotatoria, Philodinida, Philodinidae.
AUGCAAACCAUUAUUAAAUUAGCUCCUCGAACUUUAAUUCCAGCAUUAUCUCGUUGUUCAAAACAUACAUUACCUGAUUUACCAUAUGAUUAUAAUGCAUUAGAACCAGUUGUUUCUGGUGAAAUUAUGAAACUUCAUCAUCAAAAACAUCAUGCUACAUAUGUUAAUAAUCUUAAUAUAGCUGAAGAAAAAUAUAAUGAAGCAAAAGGAAAAAAUGAUCUUACUACAAUGAUUCAUCUUCAACCAGCUAUUCGUUUUAAUGGUGGUGGUCAUUUAAAUCAUUCUAUAUUUUGGGAAAUACUUUGUCCAAAACAAGGUGGUAAUCAACCAACAGGUACUUUAGCUGAACAAAUAAAAAAAGAUUUUGGUUCAUUUGAUAAAAUGAUGACACAAUUAUCAAAUGCAAGUGUUGGUGUACAAGGUAGUGGUUGGGGUUGGUUAGGUUAUAAUAAACAAGAUCAACGUUUACAAAUUGCUACUUGUACAAAUCAAGAUCCAUUACAAGCAACAACAGGUCUUGUACCAAUAUUUGGUAUUGAUGUUUGGGAACAUGCAUAUUAUCUUCAAUAUAAAAAUGUUCGUGCUGAUUAUGUCAAAGCCAUAUUUGAUAUUGCUAAUUGGAAAAAAUCGGAUGAGCUUUUACAAAAAGCUAAACAGUGA